Molecule: messenger RNA, 483 nt
Organism: Rotaria sp. Silwood1
Lineage: Eukaryota; Metazoa; Rotifera; Eurotatoria; Philodinida; Philodinidae
Source: the annotation of a GenBank genome assembly
AUGCCAAAUACGCAACAAGGAAUUAUGGUUUGGUGCGGAAUAAGUUCUAAUGGACUCGUUGGUCCAUAUUUUUUCAAUGAUACCGUUACUGGUCCAUCGUACAAAGAAAUACUGGUUAAUUAUGCAUGGCCUCGGUUGAAGAACAAAAACUUUUACUUUCAACAUGAUGGAGCAGGAGCUCAUUAUUCUGUUACUGUUCGAGAAUGGCUGGAUAAAAAAUUUCCAGAUCGAUGGAUAGGUAGACGUGGUCCAUUCGACUGGCCAGCUCGUUCACCAGAUUUAAGUCCCUGUGACUUCUUUCUUUGGGGCUAUUUGAAGGACAUUGUGUUCAAAGAGCCAGUCGCUUCUAUUACAGAACUUCAAGAAAGAAUUGAACAAGCUUGUGAAGAGAUACCCGAAGAAAUGUGUCGCAAAGCAUGUCGCUCUGUUGUGCAACGUCUUCGUGACUGCUUGAACAACGAAGGACAGUUUCUUUCAUACUAA